Ochlerotatus camptorhynchus is the source of this 3775-nucleotide messenger RNA. It is a transcript of the gene dila, whose product is annotated as dilatory. The transcript has 7 exons. The record is from RefSeq and is a predicted model, not a curated record. The coding region runs from base 106 to 3768 and encodes 1220 amino acids. NCBI's taxonomy places the organism in Eukaryota, Metazoa, Arthropoda, Insecta, Diptera, Culicidae. Gene Ontology annotation, biological process: intraciliary transport involved in cilium assembly; cilium assembly; regulation of centrosome duplication. Gene Ontology annotation, cellular component: centriolar satellite.
UUUACAUACAUUUCGCGCUCUUCCAAUUAUGGCCGAGAAAUUAGUGAAAAGUGAGUGAAAAUCGGUGUAAAAUAUGUGUAAAAUCAAGAUUUUGUGCCACUAACUAUGGAACUCAGUCUGUACGGAUCACAGAUUAACCUGGCAACGCGCGAGAGAAUCACCCCCACCAACAGUUACCAACACUUGGCGGGUGCAGGAACGUCAUCGUCGUCAGUCGGUCGACCGGGAUCGGCAUUUAACAAUAGUCGUCCUUUUCCGGCCCACAUUAGACGGCCAUUAUCAGCUGAUAGUCAGAUACGGCGAAAAUCGUUCUGCAUUGGUGGUGGCGGUGGUAGCAAUAGUUCAGCUUCGGGCUAUCUAUCAAAGCGAAGCAUUUCGUCGUCGAGUUUACUGAAGUCACUUUUGGCGGAACCUAUAUCGCGUUACUGGGGUUCCAAGACGUUAACGGGCUCCGGGUGCUCCGGAGGCGUGGUAGCAGCCCGAUCAGCGAAGCACAUGUCGAAAGUGAAGAGUAAGAAGCGAAGUGCGGUUCCUAAGAAGAAGGUGAUAGAUUGUAGUUCAGAGGAGGAGACCAGCAUGGACGAGGAUACGCAGGAGUCGAACAACGAAACUGAGUUGGAGAACAUUUGGUCCAGGGAUGGGAUGAAGAUUUUACCGGGGAUGGAUAAGAAACCACCAAUACCGCGUGGAGUUAUGCGAAAGGUGGUUUCGAAGAAACUUGGAAAUGUGACGGUGCCACCGAGUGCAGUGCAGAAGUUAGAUAAGAAGAUCGACCUACCGGGAAGGGUGUCGUUCAGUUCGAAUGAUCCGUACGAGAUCGACUACAGUGACUACGAAGAUAAUGAGUUUGCGUUGACGAAGCCAGAUCCCUUGGGUGAGAUAGGUCAGCGCAGUUCGGAAUCGGUUUACGAUGAGCGAAAAUUUCAGGAACCGUUGACGGGACACCAACCUAAGCCAAGAUUCAGUUUGGUUAAGUUUGAAGAAGAAUUGACUAGUUCUGGUUAUGAUACAAAGGAGGACAAGUCUGAAAAGUUAGUGAAGUUCGAUUCGACGCCGGAAUCCUUCUGUGAUGACGACGAUUCGAGCAAAAUCAUCGAAGAGUACAAGAAGGAGAUUGAAGAUAUCAAUCGGCGAAGGGAGAUGGAACUCAAAAUGGUGCAAUCGGAAAGCUCUAAAUCGUAUGAUCCGAAACGCUACACAACCGUCGAAGUCACCGAAACAUACGUGGAAGAGACGUAUAGAAUAGCAGCUAGUUGUACUAGCGCAACCGACGAUACGGACAACGAGAUUGAGAAGCUGCGCAGUGCAACAGGAAGUGGCAAGAAGGAUGUGAUCAACGAAUAUUACGAAUGCAUUAAUGAGAUUAUCAACCAACAAGGGGACAAGAAGUCCAGACAGGAUAGCAAAGAAGAUACAUUGAAGCUGAAUUUGAACAAUGAAGCAAAAUCACUUCCCGUAGAGAAAAACUUUCAAUCGAUCAAGCCUGCUCCGAAGCUUGAAAAAAACAAGCUGGAUAGUAGCUCCAGUCAAAUCAUAAAGAACUACUUCAAAGUGAAAGAACAGAACUUCAACGAGUUGAAAGCGACCAAGGCAAACCAAAAAAAUAGCAAUCUACUCCCGAAGAAGAAUGGGAAAGCCUUGGAGAAACCCAAAUCGGCAGACGUUCAUAAGUCGAUCCUGAGAAAUGCAAAGAAAAAUAAUACGGGGGCUAAGUUUUCUACUCCUCUGUGUCGACAGGAGAGCAAUAUCUCAGAAUACCAAAUGGAGAAGGUGGUCAGCUGGAUGUCUUGUAAUGAGGACACCUUCCCGAAGCCCUACGAAAGUGACCCGGAUGGCGGUGGGUUGUUGGGCCCAAUUGAAGCCAAAGGUCGUCCAACAACUCCAACCGAUCUGAACAAGACUGAUGACGAAUCCAACUUCAACUUUGAACAUGGGUGCAGGGAGAUGGCCGGUAGUGAGCAAACCAACUACGACGAUGAAUCGUUAGUGAGUGAGGUGGCGAAGCCGAAUUCGGACUUUCAAGUCUUGAAAAGCGAAGUAGAGUACCGACUGAGUAACAUUCUGGACUCGCGUGAUUCACCGGACAGUGCGGCUCAGUACCAGCAUGAGGAACACGACAGAGACAAGGUGAAGGAUCUUCUCUCCUACCUCGAUCAGGUCGAGAUGAAGUGCGAGAAGGCCUUCAAGUCGGCGGUUCCUUCGGAGUCGGAUCGAUCGGAGGUCGACUUCGCUGCGGAGCCAGAUUACAUUGAAACCGUUCCCAAAAUGAAUGACCUGUUGGAAAUUCCUGUUCACCAAUUGGCCAGACGCAUCAUUAAACUUUCCCUACGUGCCAACGAACUAAGCAACGCCAUGCAGCUGUCGAAGGAGCAUCUUUCAAAUGUGAAAUCGGACAAGAUGAAGGCUGUGCGAGCCGAGAAGACUGCAUUCCAGAACAAGAUGAAGGAACAGAAGAAACACUACGAAGACAUCAUCGGUCGUCAUCAGGAGUUCAUCGAUCAGCUUAUCAAGGACAAGUCCGGAUUGUGCGAUAAGGUAACGCAGCUGACGAGAAGAAUCGAGUCACAAAAUCAGAGUUGGGAGCAUAGGCUGAAAACCGAGCUUGAAAAGGCUAAAGAUACGGCGCUGGCAGCGGAGAAGAUUCGAAGGGAAAAGUGGGUUAGGGAAAAUACCAAGAAGAUUAAGGAGCUCACCGUGAAAGGAUUGGAACUGGAGAUAAACAAAAUGACUGCCACUCAUCAGAAGGAAAUUGCAGAGCUAAAGCGGCAGCACAAGGACGACAUGAUGUGUGCUGUAUCGGAGCUCAAGUUGCAGUACGAACAGAAGGAAGCGGAUAUUCGACAGAACAUGCAAAAGGAAAGAGAAGCGUUGAUCGAGAAGGAGAGACAAGCUUUGCUCGAUCGGUUCGAUAAGCAAGUCAGCGAGGAGCGGUCGAUUUUCGAGCAACAGCGGAAUCAUUUACUGAAUGAGUUUGAGAUCGAGAAGGAACGCAAUCUCAAGGAACUGAAGAACCGAAAUCAUUAUUUUGAAACGCAAAUUCAUGAACUGAAGAGUGAUAACGCGAAGAACCUGGAGUUUGCUCGUAAAGAGUACGUUCAGAUGUUGAAGGAUCGGGAAAAUAAGCACAAGGAAGAGCUAGCCAAACUGCAAAAUCAGCUUGAAGCUGAUUUUGCUGUUUGGAAGAGGAAGCAUGAGGAAAUAGCUAAGUUGGCUAUGGACGAACGAGAAAAUACGGUGCGCCAGCAGCUGCGUGCGGAAAGGGAUCAGCAAAUCGAUCGAAUUGUGGCCAAGGUGGAUGCAGAGACUCACAAGUACCAGGAAGAAUUUGAUGCCAAAAUGAAUCGUCUCAAAGAGAAGCAUCAGGUGGAGAUGCGCGAGCAGGAAGCAAAUGAAGCUUUGUUGAAGCAAAAGUAUCAGGACGCUCGGGCUCAGAUGGCAGAAAGCGAAGCGACGAUUCAGAAUAUGAAAUCCUCGAUGAAACAGGUGGACCUGCAGUUAAGCCACUCGAAGAAGCUUUGCGAGGAGUUGCUUCGUGAGAAGGAGACCAUGAAGAAUGAAGCUCGGAAGGAGGUUCAGAAGGAUUUGUCCAAUAUACAGAAGGAUCGCGAACGGGAGAUUGAGCGGAUCUACUGCAGAGUUCAGCAGGCCAUCGACAAGAAGGACACAACCAUUGGCAGUUUACAGAAGGAAAUUGCUUCGCUGAAAGAUAGGUGCCUUAAGCAAGAUGCUAUCAUUCGGCAGCAACGCAUAGACUAUUGUAUAAAGUAAAAUAGGA